AUGAAUCCGCAAUCAUCGAGGGUACGAAGCCCAGCAGACGUCGGUGGACCGUCCACAUCUCCGCCGCCACUGCCAGAAGGAUGGCUCGCACAAUGGGAGGGAACUCUUCGAAAAUGGUACUUCGUGCAGCCUGCUACAGGAAAGUCACAAUGGGAAGUUCCCACUGAGCCUUUUAUUCCCACGCCGUCUUCUACCCCUCACUCUAUUGCAAGUCCCGGUCCAUACCAUGCCCCACGCGCGGCAAGCCUGGCGCCCUCCGAGACUGAAGCGGCUUCAAGAGAGUUUCAAGAACUGAGAAGCGGAAAAUGGCCGGGUAGCGGCAGCUUCUCUUCUAACACGUCCGGUACUUUUCUUUGCCCGCAGAAUACCCCCAACCAAUACACGUGUCCUCCAUCGUAUAGUCAGGUCCAAGGUACAUCAAAUCAAGUCCAAGAUGUCACCAUGGGACAAGAGACAUCGCAACUGCAAAAUGAAAACACAGGUGCAGGCACAUCUUUUACACCCCAGCAGAGUCAAGCCCCAGCUUAUGCCACCCCGGAUCAUGGCCAGAUACCCCAAGGAGCGCCCAUUCCAUCUAGUAUGCCUGGUACAGCCCCAAUAGCCCAAUCCCACGGAGAAAGCCAGCCUGCAAUGGUCCAGCCAAUAAGUAGUGCCCCAAUGGAGCCCGGUGCCCAGUACCAAUACUUUCCUGGACAGACACCCCCAGCGCAGCAAGGGAUGAUUCCUUAUCCCACCCAGCCGCAUCAGCAGCCGGAUCCAUAUUACCAGAAAGGCCCUAUUCCUGUUCCACCAGGCCAGCCAGGCCUAUCAAGUGCCGGCAGGAGGUGGAUAUACCCAGAAUACGGCACCCAACCAGGGAGGAUAUUCCCAGUAUGA
Coccidioides posadasii C735 delta SOWgp is the source of this 876-nucleotide messenger RNA. The record is from RefSeq and is a predicted model, not a curated record. NCBI's taxonomy places the organism in Eukaryota, Fungi, Ascomycota, Eurotiomycetes, Onygenales, Onygenaceae.